AUGUCGACUCAAUCGCACACCCCGUUACCCCAGGUUGGGAAGCUCGUGAGCGUGGUUCCCGUUGGUCUCAAAGAGGCUGCACUCGACUCCCCGACCUUCCGCGCGACUACCCUCCACUUCUGCGACCAGAUCGAAUUCAUUGAGAGAUGGCUCGAUGGGUAUGCCAAAGCUGCGGCGAAGCUCGCCUCCGAGGUGGUGGCCAUGGAGAGUGUUGUUAAUAGCUUCCUCUCCUACUCCAACCCUUUGGUAGUUUCCGAGGCCGUCGUCGAUCAUGAUUAUACGCUGUUGGCAAUGAGGAGGAGCGGAGAAGGAUCAAAGGAUCUCUGGAAUGGACUGGUGAUGGCGACCAAGAAGAUGGAGUCGCUGAUUGCCGAGCCCAUUCGUGUGUUUAUCCAUGAAGAUUUGCGGCAUUUUAAGGAAAACCGCCGCGCUCUCGAGCACGCCCAGAAGCAGUACGAUUAUCUACAAGCCCGAUAUGCAUCUCAGUCAAAGUCUAAAGAAACCUCCGCUCUGAGGGAGGAAGCGUUCCAGCUCCACGAGGCUCGCAAAGCAUACCUGAGAGCGUCCUUGGAUUUUUCCGUGCAGGCUCCUCAGGUUCGCAAUGCGCUUGAUCGACUCUUAGUUCGAGUCUCGUUUGAUCAAUGGCGAGAGUUCCGGUUGUUCCAUAACAACAAUAGCUCGACGUUCUCAAAGUGGUCGGGCGAGAUGGAUCGGAUCAAAGGAUGGGUUCACGAGAUGGAAGCGAGUGACCGAUCUGCCAAGCGUGAGCUUCUAGCUACGAGGAAACAAAUCGAGGAGGCAGCAGAAGUGGUGGCCCGUCCGCCUCGUGAGCUCGAGGACUAUUCAAUCUCCACGGUUCCAUACCUCGGCUCUCGACCUCUAUCAACGCUGAACAUGGGCAAGGAUAUUAGGCCAGAGAAGCAAGGGUGGCUCAACCUGCGAACAUUGUCCGGUAGACCCAGCCGCACGGUCUGGGUGAGGCGUUGGGCUUUCCUCAAGCAUGGUAUCUUUGGAUGUCUUGUACAGGGUUCACGUACCGGUGGUGUUGAAGAAAGCGAGCGAAUUGGUGUGCUCCUGUGCAGCAUUCGCCCAGCGUUCCAAGAGGAGCGACGGUUUUGUUUCCAAGUGAAGACAAAGAACAAUAGUAUUAUUCUUCAAGCCGAGACACAAAAGGAGUUGAUGGAGUGGAUCGGCGCAUUCGAAGCUGCGAAGCAAAAAGCAUUGGAAAAUCCCACGAGCACCGACUUGUCAAUUUCAGGGAAAGUCACCGUUCAGGAUCCAGCUUUCUCGAUAUCGCAGCCCCCCGCACCGGAAUUCACUGCCGAUCCAAGCGAGUCCCUCACUCCCCACUUGAGUGACGAGCAGUCUCAUUCUGAACGGAGCUCGACACUUCCAGUCCCAGACCGCGAUGGACUUGUCAUGCGAAACAGUACCGACGUGAGCGGUCGAAGACUGACAGGCUUGGAUGCCGAAUCUUCUGCUCGUGAACACACUAGGGAUCACACGUCUAGGAUUAUUCAAAAAUUGGAUCUCCACCGCAAGUCGAACAACGCUGCACCGGUGUCUCCGUCGAUUCCCGGCCCUGCGAGUGGUAUUGCUAGUCUGAUAUCCGCUAGCCAUAACAUUCUUCCUUAUGGAGGUGCUGCUGCCGCCAAUGCUGAAGGGAACCGAGGUCGCAGCUCGAGUAGCUUGGAUGAGCCUGGAGUGAGCCUCGCCCCUGCGACUCUUGCCAACCCACCGGCGCCUACAAGCAUGAGUAAAGCUGCAGUGGUAGUGAGUAGCGAACGAGGAAUUGGUCUGGGACUUGUUGAUAGUACUGGCGGAAUGCCUAGCGGUAUGAUGGCUAACCUAUGGGGUAGCUCCAAUUGGGGCUUUAUCAAUAAGUUCCAGCGGGAGCAACCCUACACGAAUGGUGACCAUCCGGAGACCACAGCCGACGGACGCCCGGCGUCUGUGAUGAGUGAUUCUGAUAAGCAGAAUGUUGCUGCUCAAACGGACAUCCAAAGUGUAUCCGCAAAACCCUGGCAGCCAUCUGGGCCGCGUCACCGACAAACCGUCAGCCUUGACGGAGAGGAUGCGUCAAAGAUUCAACGAGCUGCGCGAGCAAUCGUUGCAGAAACCGAGUAUCCUAGCAUCUAUCCACAGCAGUUGAAGAUCCAGGAUGCUCAAUUCCGUUUGCUCUUCCCUGAUGUCAAGAAGGAGGAACCGUUGGUCUUGGUCUUCAGGGCAACCUGGAGCCCGAAUGAGCAGCAAGAAUUCCCUGGCAGAGCUUACGUGACAACUCGCAGCAUCUACUUCUACAGCCACCACUUUGGUUUGGUCCUGACUACCAGCGCCGCUUUGGACAACAUCAAGGAGGUGACUGCUGCUUCUGGGCGUGACUGUGAUUUCCUCUUCCUACACACGAUCCCUCCUAUUGGCAGUGAUACUCCUGGUCGAAUCACCAUCAAGACCUUCCUCGAGCCUCUUCGACUGCUCCAGAAGCGUCUUAACUUCUUGAUCCAGUCAUCCAUUGCCGUCCAGCCGAUGAACCUCGAGGGGAUCCUCAGGGAGCUUAUCAAGAUGGAUACUGGCUCUCCAAAUCGACCCUCUAGUGCAGACAGUUGGGACGACGCCCCAUCUGGACAUGACACCAAGAAUGGCCACGAUAUACACCUCCCUAUCUACAUCGACAAAGAUCUGGACAUCGAUGGGGGUAAGGGUGGCCGUGGUAAAGAUCAUCAGAGAUUCAGACUGCCCACCCAACCUGUGGAGUACGUUCCGCAGGGUGAUCUUGUUCUGGCGGCGGAGAAGGUACUCGACGUUAGCCCGAAAGCACUGUUCCACAUUCUCUUCGGCGAUAAGAGCGCAGUAUGGCAGCUUUUGCUCCAUGAACGCGAAGCUCGAGAGAUCAAACAAGGGCCAUGGGCCAGUACGGAGGCACGGCAUCUCCGAAGAGACUUCCAUUAUCAGAUUGAGACGACAGAUAUCUUUGGACGGUCUCAUAACAAUGCCAUCUCGGAUUAUCAGAUCAUCGAUGUACUUAAUGAUCACCUCUGUUACGUGAUUACUGAUAAACGGACCCCGUGGCAUCUCCCCCUCCGUCGCUCAUUCCGUCUUGUGAGCAAGGUUGUGAUCACGUUCGUGGCCAAAUCCAAGAGCAAGUUUGCCAUCUACACCAAGGUUGAGUGGCUGAAGUCACCCUACGGCCUGAAAAAUAUGAUUGACAAGAGAGCGGGUGCCGACUUGGAACAGGAUGCUUUGGAUCUCGUGGAUUUGGUCAGUGACCAAGUGCGUCGCUUAGGUGCACACAGUCGUACCAAGAAAGCCAUCACCAUCUUUGGCCAUGUCGGCCGCCAGAGUAAUGUGUCUCAAUUCACAGGCGCUGGUGGAAAUUUGAAGCUGGAAACGCGCAAGCGUACCCAGCGUACCAUGCCACACCUCGUUAUGGAGACAGUGCUAUCAUUCUUGGAAAGCGCAUUAUCAUUCUUGAUGCAAUCCUCAUUCGGUCUCGUUGGCUGGACUUUGAAGACUCUGAGUGCACACAAGGUCAUCUUGAUCUUGUUGGUAACGAGCGCUCUCAUGAACGGCUUCUAUACCUCGAGAGAUAGCUGGGACUGGUGGCACGAGCGACACGCUAGCAAUUUCAUGUCCAGGCUCGGUGUUCAACCAAAUAUGGUCAUGAGCAAGGCCAUCUACCUUCGAGAUAUCGACGAAGCAGUCGCUAACUCAACUAUCUGGCCUCACAACGGAAGCACCAGUACAUGCUUUGGCGCAUUCAACGAGCAUAGCAUGCGAUACGCGGAGCUUCCUCUUUCCCUGAGCACGUCAAACCCGCGCGAUGCAGUCGCCAAAAGCGCAACCAAGCGGUUCUUGCAAACCCGAGAACGCCUAGGGAUGUACAGGCAUAACCUCUUGGUUGCCCUACGUGUGGUGAACAGUAUUGAAAAGGAAGUCAUUCAAAACGAAUGGGAGCGGUGGCUCCGUGAGGAACUGCGUCGCUGUCGCCAAGUUGAGAUCCUUCUUGGAGGAGGCAGCGACGGCGAAGGCGACACCGCCGCACAGGUUGCCCAGGCGGAGCGCAUCUUCGCCGAAAACACAGGCAACAUCAAGGAGUGGUAUGAGCGGUACUGCACCAGCUGUCGCCAAGAGCAGGAGCAGGUUCAGAAGAAUGACCGGGAGAACCUUUUGCUUUGA
Penicillium cataractarum is the source of this 4176-nucleotide messenger RNA. RefSeq lists its product as uncharacterized. The transcript has 6 exons. Gene Ontology annotation, molecular function: protein binding. The record is from RefSeq and is a predicted model, not a curated record. Gene Ontology annotation, cellular component: plasma membrane; endoplasmic reticulum; cytoplasm. Lineage: Eukaryota; Fungi; Ascomycota; Eurotiomycetes; Eurotiales; Aspergillaceae. Bases 1 to 4176 code for a protein of 1391 amino acids.